GACCUCCCGUCGACAACCUCCGCCCAUCUAACCGCAGCUAUGGCCCCUCGCGUUUCCUCCAAGACCUACAAGGUCCCCCGUCGCCCCUUCGAGUCGGCCCGUCUUGAUGCUGAACUCAAGACUGUCGGCGAGUUCGGUCUGCGCAACAAGCGCGAGGUGUGGCGUGUCCAGCUCACCCUCUCCAAGAUCCGUCGUGCUGCUCGUGAGCUCCUUACUCUCGACGAGAAGGACCCCAAGCGUCUCUUCGAAGGCAAUGCCCUCAUUCGCCGUCUUGUCCGCAUCGGUGUGCUCGACGAGUCCCGCAUGAAGCUCGAUUACGUCCUGGCCCUCAAGGCUGACGAUUUCCUCGAGCGCCGUCUCCAGACCUGCGUCUACAAGCUUGGCCUCGCCAAGUCCAUCCACCACGCCCGUGUCCUGAUCAAGCAGCGUCACAUCCGCGUCGGCAAGCAGAUCGUCAACGUUCCCUCGUUCAUGGUCCGCCUCGACUCCCAGAAGCACAUCGACUUCUCUCUCACCUCGCCCUUCGGUGGUGGCCGUCCCGGCCGCGUUCGCCGCAAGAAGGCCGCUGCCGCCGCCGGUGGUGAGGACCUCGAGGAAGAGGAGGAGGAAUAAAUUAUUCCCAAUAUUCCCCAAAAAAUGGAGUACGGUCGGGUUUCGCUUGGGGCGCCUUCAUACCAUGGAGGUUCAAAAUGACUGCAUAGCGUCUCAUGUUCUACGAUCAUGCAAUACAAUGAAUCUAAAACAGCCGAAAAGGCUUCAAUUUGGAACCCGAUUU
Molecule: messenger RNA, 775 nt
Organism: Penicillium egyptiacum
Lineage: Eukaryota; Fungi; Ascomycota; Eurotiomycetes; Eurotiales; Aspergillaceae
Source: the annotation of a GenBank genome assembly